Molecule: messenger RNA, 978 nt
Organism: Malania oleifera
Lineage: Eukaryota; Viridiplantae; Streptophyta; Magnoliopsida; Santalales; Ximeniaceae
Product: transcription factor LAF1-like
Exons: 4
Coding region: 1-978 (325 amino acids)
Source: RefSeq, a predicted model, not a curated record
AUGGGGGGCUGCAAGGCAUUGACAUUGGAGAAGCCGAAGCUAAAGCAGAAGAAGGGGUUGUGGUCGCCGGAAGAAGACCAGCGGCUGCGCAAUUAUAUCCUCCGCCACGGCCACGGCUGCUGGAGCUCUGUUCCCAUCAACGCCGGGUUGCAGAGGAAUGGGAAAAGCUGCAGAUUAAGGUGGAUUAAUUAUCUACGGCCAGGAUUAAAGCGAGGGAUGUUCACUGCUGAAGAGGAGGAAACCAUCCUGAACCUCCAUCGUCUGUUGGGCAACAAGUGGUCACAGAUAGCCCAGCAGUUGCCUGGAAGAACUGACAAUGAGAUAAAGAAUCACUGGCAUUCUUACUUGAAGAAAAAAGUGGCAAAACUUGAAGAAAAGGAAGCUAAUUCCAAUACCCAAUUCGACCAUUCAAACCCGAAUAGUGUAAGUUCUUCUGUACUACACUGCCCUGGAAACCCCACACCCGGAAUCCCAAGUUUCGAAUCAUUUGCGCCCAUGGAAAGAUCGUCCAUCGAUACCGAUCAGUCUGUCCCACAGAUGUUUGGAUCUCCCAAAGAAGCUAGCCAGAGCUCUAUGCCGAAGAUUUUGUUCGCAGAGUGGCUUCUGCCGGAGAGUGUCCAAAGCUGGACCUUGGCAAGUUCAAGUGAGGCAGGGGUUUGUGAGGAUGCCUUUGAUCAUAAUUUGGGGUUCCUUGAUGGUUUUAUGCAUAGUUUUAUGGCUGCCAAUAAGCAGGGGUCUUUUGGCAGUGAGUUUCAACAAGGGCUAAGCAAUGCCUCCACCACUCAUGAUGAGACAUUUCGUUCCCAAUUGAUCAAGCUGGAGGAUCAGAUUCCUGAAAAUGGGUUUGCUGAUUUUUUCUCUGGGGACGAAAUAUGCAGCCAAUUCAACGUGAACUGUGAUGUAAAUCAUAGAAAAGAGCUAUUAGAGAUCAUUGGAGUUCAAUUAGUAGUUGUUCUUCCGUUGAUUGCUUCACUAUAG